Molecule: messenger RNA, 795 nt
Organism: Trichosurus vulpecula (common brushtail)
Lineage: Eukaryota; Metazoa; Chordata; Mammalia; Diprotodontia; Phalangeridae
Gene: DYNLRB1
Product: dynein light chain roadblock-type 1
Exons: 4
Coding region: 84-374 (96 amino acids)
Biological process (GO): microtubule-based movement
Cellular component (GO): cytoplasm; centrosome; cytoplasmic dynein complex
Molecular function (GO): dynein intermediate chain binding
Source: RefSeq, a predicted model, not a curated record
GCAGGCGCCGAAGGGAACUGUCUCUGGACUGGGUUGGGCGCCCCCGCCUCUGUUGAAGCCGCUGUGUUGUCGUUUCUGUCGGGAUGGCUGAGGUAGAAGAAACCCUAAAACGAAUUCAGAGCCAGAAGGGAGUGCAAGGCAUCAUUGUUGUCAAUUCAGAAGGCAUUCCAAUCAAAAGCACCAUGGACAACUCCACCACCGUGCAGUAUGCCAACCUGAUGCACAGCUUCAUCUUGAAGGCUCGGGGCACUGUGCGAGACAUUGACCCCCAGAAUGAUCUCACAUUCCUCCGCAUUCGCUCAAAGAAAAAUGAGAUCAUGGUUGCUCCAGAUAAAGAUUAUUUCCUGAUUGUGAUCCAAAAUCCAACAGAAUAAUUUGCCAUAUUCGAGGUGCCAUAUUUUUUUUUCUUUAAUAGUCUCCCUGAAAGAAAGCAUUACUGUUGACUCCCUCUCACCACUGAAUGGUUUGUGGAAAACAAAAUGAUGUCAGACUGGAUUUGCAGAGAUCAUGUGACCCAGGGCGGGGCCCAGAUUGAUUUUCUUAACCUUUUAUCCACCUUGAAUCUUCUAAGGCUGCAACUAGAGCCUUCAGCCUUCAGGAAGAAAGCCCUUUCAGACAAGCUUAAUGGCCUGGGCUGGUGCCCACCCCUAAGGCCCAAGCUCCCCUCUAGCCAGGUCCUCCUUCCUCCCAAUCCAGGCUCUGGGCUUCUGGUUUUAAUUUUGUUGCUAUGUUGAAAGGAACUAAAAAUAACUGUAACGAUUGUUCUUUCUGUAUUAUUAAAUGCCCUGGUGGGAA